AUGAGAAGCACACAUUUGGACACUAAAGAAACAAUUCUUUUCGGAAGAGCAAGGUAAAAUCAUUAAAGAAAAAUUAAUGGGGCUAUUCAGCGUAUGUUUGUUUUCCGUUUUUUUAAAAGUUUUUUUUACGUCGCUGAAAUGGGUUUUUUCAGACUUGCAACGGGCCGGGCCGGGCCAAAAUUGGAAAUUUUCCGGCCCGGCCCGGCCCGGUCGGCCCGGGAGGAUGCACCUAAAAAUUCAAAGCGAACUAGAACUUCGAAACGAACAUAAUUUUAUAGACUUAAAAAGGCAAUGUUAUAGCAUAAAAACCUGUUAAAAAAUAGAAAUUGCUGUUUAAAGUCGCAAAAUUUUCACAAAAAUUACGAAAAUUUUCUCAAGAGUGGGCGGAGCGAAUGAUUGCAACUCUGGCACGCCAUUUUAGAAAUUUUGCCGCACGCGGUUUCCUCUUCCUUCAUAUUUCUUUUAGCAUAUUUUUUUUGAGGUCUAACUUCCGGGCCGACCGGCCGGGCCGGGCCGACGAUUUGCUGGCGCGGCCCGGGAUUUGGCAAGUCUGGGUUUUUUGGCGUAACAAAACUAAAAAAAAACGGGGAAAAGAAAAACAUUUUUUCAUACCCUGAAUAGCCCCAUAAUACUCGAGAAGCCAACUAGAACGCUAAAGCUAGAACUAGAAUUAUAUUCUGCCGCCGUCGUGCUUGAACUCCCAUGAUGACGUUAUUUUUACCCGUUUCACAGGGGCCCGAAGAUUACACCGCAGAAUUUAUCCAAAUUGUCCCGUCGUUUUCAUAAUUGGCUGUAUACGAACUCCAAAAAGAAAAGGGAAGUCUCUCGAAACUCGAUUGCAAUCUAAUUAGAAGAGUUUGCAAUCUAAUAAGAAAAAGCUCUAUUUCGCAUUCUAAUCAGAUUUAAUUGAAGUUCCAGUAAAAUCGUAUUAGAUUACAAUAUAUUUUUCCUGAAUUCUCUGGGAACUCAAUCGCAAUCUAAUUAGAAAACAUUGCAAUCUAAUUAGAAAAAUUGCAGUGAUUGUAAAGCAAAUUCUAUUUCAAACGAGUUCGUAUUAGAUUGCAAAGUUUUCCAAUUAGAUUGCGAUCGAGUUCCCAGAGAUUUAAAAAAAAUAGGAAGAGGACGUUUGUUCACGUCGUCUUAAGAACGCCGUGCGUUGUUUGUUCCUGCCCGCAACAAUCAAGGUUUUAAAGCUACUAUCGACGCGAAUCCAACAACAAAUUGGUUAACUGUCCAGAAGUUGAUUGCUCUUACAAGUUUGCAGGCGGUGGAAUGGUUUCCACCGUUACCGAUCUCAUUAUUUUCGCGAAUGCGAUUUUAUACAGGCAAGUCAAACUAAAUUCAUCGCUAUUGCCAAUCGGUGUUUGCAGACUCAAUCCAAAAUUUCUGAAUUUACGCUUGAGUACGCAAACAUCGAGGGGCAAGAGCGGUGAAUUGAGAGUAGAAGCAUAAAGCAUGUUAGGUCGGCCGAAAUUUGCGUGAAAAACGGGGGUGCGCACAGCUUAACGAAUGUAACAGUACCCCUAAAACUACGGUAUUUUUUGAAAAUUUGCGCAAGAAAUUUGAAAAAAAUUGAUUCCCUCGUGUAGGCCACGUGCCAGGAUGGGCGCCGAUUGGCGGCCGGACGACAACUUUCGAGGGAAAAGUUGCAUUCGACCACACCGUGCCCAUCUCUGCCUCGUGCAAACUAGAAUACGUUGUGGAUAUUGAGUUCCUCAGUUAAAUCGUUUGUAAUCUAGCUAGCACGGUCUCCAGAGCUGACAAUAUUGGCGUGGCCUUGACCAAAUGGCGUUUUCAUGAAUUGAGCAGGUUUUCUCUGAUUUUUGUGGUCAAAGGCGAUGAAAAAUGAUUGUUCGACAUGAAAACACACUUAUUCUCAGAAUUAAUGACGUUUUGGCGCAUUUUCCGCGGACUUUGCUUUUUCGCCAAUCGCCGCCUAAAACCCGCACUUUUCAUUUUGCGCUUUCUUGACCGUUUUCAGACAGAAUUGGUUUUGAGAAUGAUAAAUCAAGCAUUUUGCGCGCUCGAACCGCGAAAACUACCGAAAAGCAACUGAAAUUCAUGCAAUUUUAGCCAAAAACCUUCAAACGGAUAAAUGUGAUUUGCGACUUGACCAAAUUUAACGCUCUUGUGCUUAAAAAAUUUGUAAUAGCCUGUACAAUCGGUCUAUCGAGAGACGAAUGAGAAAUUAUCGGUUUUUCGUGGCUAAUCUGGCAAAAAACACAAAUUUUGCUGUUAGAAUUUGAAUUUCUCGCCAAUGUUUCGCUCUAUUGGGCGGGGUGCACUUGCGCCCAUUGUAAGCUCUGGAGACCGUGGCUAGCUUAUUCGCGUUUCUAACCGGACCUCUGACGGCAAAACGACGUAACAAUCGCGCACAUAAUCAUUUCUACGUUUGAUCAAGCUCUCUUUCGUCUCUACAACUACUAGGAUUGACAAACUUCUGCUUUUCAUGUAUUUCAGCCAGAAAUUCACGCUACUCUUGCAUGGUUUUUUAAAAUCGGUCUAUUUGCAUUGAGUUGCGAUUAUUUUCACCCGUACAGCGUCUCCAACCAUUAUAUAACAGUAUUCAAGCGUCGCUGUCGUAAUAAAUCUGCGAAACAAUUCAAAAUAACCUCAAACUUUUAAUAUUAUUUCGCAUCGCUACACAGUUUUGCCUAAGAAAACACGACGGCUGCACCGAUUUGGCUCUGUGUGUGCUCAAAAUGACCGUCUAACUCCCAGCUACAAUAUGGCCUGUGAUAAAAACGAUAUAAUUACGCCCUUCAAUUUUUACACGGGGAAUAACGCAAUUUUCACCGAAAAAUUAUUAUUUUUGAACUCCCACGCGCGCGUUGCAAGUGCGCUCCAAUGACAAACGUCCACGCUGUGACUCAGUGAGCAAUCUAACUAGGUCCGGUUAGAAACAAGAAUUAGCUAGUUAGAUUAGAAACGAUUUGCCUGAGUCAAUCUGUCCGCUUCGGAAUUAGGACUGAAGCGUAUUUUACUCCAGCUUCCAAUCAACGUCUCGAGAUGCUCUACUGGAUCAAGAAACAGCUAGAGAGUUUCUUGCAAAACAAAUAUCAGUGAAUUCCCGUGUUGCGGCAGGCUUGGGUUGGUUCCUGGUCUGCAAAAAGAAGGUGCAGUCGUUAAAACGCCGAAGGUGACAUAUGGUAUUCAGAUAUUUGCAAAAACAGUUUUUUCAGAUCGAAUGACUCGUACUUUUACCACACAGGCGCUGCCGUUGGAGCAUCAUCGGUUUUGCUCAUUAAGCCAGGGAAGGAUCGCAGUGAGAUUCCAUCAGGGCUGUGCGUCGCUAUUCUAUGUAACCUUCAAGACGUAUCGGUUCUCAAGCUGGCAGAGGAAGUCGGAUGUUUAUUUUAUGAGUAG
This is a messenger RNA of Caenorhabditis sp. 36 PRJEB53466, 3366 nucleotides long. Lineage: Eukaryota; Metazoa; Nematoda; Chromadorea; Rhabditida; Rhabditidae. The record is from the annotation of a GenBank genome assembly.